Molecule: messenger RNA, 3808 nt
Organism: Grus americana (Whooping crane)
Lineage: Eukaryota; Metazoa; Chordata; Aves; Gruiformes; Gruidae
Product: C-C chemokine receptor type 5-like
Exons: 3
Coding region: 313-1383 (356 amino acids)
Biological process (GO): G protein-coupled receptor signaling pathway; inflammatory response; positive regulation of monocyte chemotaxis
Cellular component (GO): membrane; cytoplasm
Molecular function (GO): C-C chemokine receptor activity
Source: RefSeq, a predicted model, not a curated record
CCUGAGGUGAAAAACACUUGUGGAAUCUUGCCAGUGUACUCACCUUUAAAAAUUACCCUGGGGAAAUGCAUAGGAUAUGUUAAAUGGAAUACACUAUUUUUAAAGGACAGAACCACUAGAAGACUUGAGCAGAGGAUCCAGGACGGCACACUGUUUUCACUCCAGAGCUAUUGAAGACCAGCACGCUUCCAUGGCCUACGCCUGACCCAGACUCUGUAAAGGACGCAGCGUUGGCCAUUUUAACCCAGACCAACGCUGCCGACUUGCUGCUCUGCAACACCCGGGACGGCAGGUCCACCAGACCAACACACCAUGGAAAACUAUACCAUGGAGUUACUUGACUUGCCGCUGACAACAGAAUUUGACUACAGCGAUUCAGCACCAUGCACGGGAACUGAGGAAAAGCACUUUGCAGCAAAACUUUUGCCACCGCUUUAUUCUUUGGUGGUGAUAUUUGGCCUCAUAGGCAACAUGCUCGUUAUCCUUAUCCUGGUAAAAUACAAGAGAUUGAAGAGUAUGACUGACAUCUACCUGCUCAAUUUGGCAAUUUCUGAUUUGCUCUUUAUAUUUUCUCUCCCUUUUUGGGCUUAUUACGCUGUUCACGACUGGAUUUUUGGGGAGGCACUGUGUAGAAUUCUCUCAGGUGUCUACCUCCUUGGCUUCUACAGUGGGAUCUUUUUCAUAAUCCUCUUGACCCUAGACAGGUAUCUGGCCAUAGUGCACGCAGUGUUUGCGUUAAAAGCUAGGACAGUUACCUACGGCAUCCUCACCAGCGCUGUCACUUGGGCUGUUGCUAUUUUUGCUUCUGUUCCUGGGAUAGUAUUUCACAAAACUCAAAAGGAAAAUGCACGUUAUACUUGCAGUGCUCAUUAUCCAUCAGAGCAAAGAAAUGUAUGGAAGCAAUUCCUGACCUUAAAAAUGAACAUCCUGGGACUUGUUAUUCCAAUGUUAAUUAUGAUCUGCAGCUACACACAAAUUAUAAAGACACUACUACAAUGUAGAAAUGAGAAGAAACAUAAAGCAGUCAGGCUUAUUUUUAUCAUCAUGAUUGUCUACUUUUUUUUCUGGGCACCAUAUAACAUUUGUAUUCUCUUGCGUGAUUUUCAAGGUACAUUUUCCAUCACUACUUGUGAAGGCAGCAGUCAACUGCACAAAGCGACCCAAGUGACAGAAACCAUCUCAAUGAUCCACUGUUGUAUCAACCCUAUAAUUUAUGCCUUCGCUGGAGAAAAAUUUAGGAAGUAUCUUCACAGCUUUUUCCGAAAGCAGAUUGCAUUCCACUUCUCGAAAUACUGCCCUGUUUUCUAUGUUGACACAGCUGAACGGGCUAGCUCCACCUACACACAAUCUACUGGAGAACAAGAAGUUUCUGCUGCAUUGUAAGUUGUGUCUAGCAAAAAAGUGGAAUUGCCUUUUGUGAAAUCAAGUCUGCGAUGAGAGCCUGCAGAAUCUGUCCUGGAUAUUGUCUCAAGGCAGCUGCAAAAGAUCACAGAAUACAUAUUUACCAAAGCUUAUGUUUGCUCAUUUGAAUAUUUGUACAUAAAUGAAAAGGAUGUAUCAAAUUAGCUACUUACAUAUGCUAAUGUGGGAUUCUGUAGGGGAAAAAAGUGUUCUCUUUUUUUGUGAAUGUAACAGCACAAUUUUGUACUAUAGGGCCCCGAACCACACAAAGGCUGAUGGCCUAAGCUAGCAGGCUCAUAAACUGGCUUGGUUUUGAAGUGAACUAGAGAUUAGAAAUUGACACUGGUUCUUUGGAAACAUCUCUUAACUGUACCUUACACAAGAUAUCUCACUCAUUUAAACUCAGUAUCAGUAACAUCUUUUACUAGCCCGGUUGUAUAUCUCUGUAAAUAAUGCUAAAUUACUGAGGUCUCUGAUACAGAAUCUUUACAAGUGGUAUGGGAAAAUUGUACACAUUUAGAAGAGACUCUGAUAUUUGUAUAUUUUCCUUUGCAUAUGGUUGAGUACCAGCCUCUUGGUUCUUUCUCAUAAUAGUUUUAACUACUAGGUGUGGAUAUCUAAGUGACUUGAGAAUUUGAUAUUUCAGAAGGCUCUCGUUUAAUCAACUGCUGUUUUAUAUGCUAUUCAUACUAAAAAGCUAAUACAAUGACCUAUCACUGAUCAGAAAAUCAAUGUGUUUACAAAGUUUUAAAAAUAAAGUAUUGCACAUAGAGCUUUAACCAGGUUAGAUCAAAUGUGGACAACAAGUCCACAGGGUUUUAGCUUUUUAGUGCUAGUGCCAUUUUUCUAGCUUACAUAGGAGAAAAACUUUCAAAUAUGAAAUUCACGCAGUCAUAAUGGCUGCAAAACCACGACAGCAUUAGAGGUGUGAAAAUGAGUACUGAACAGUUGACCUAGAUGUUUUUAAAGAUAAGCAUAUGCUAUAGACAUUUAAAUUAUCAAAACAUAUGAAUAAGUAAAAAUAUUCACUGUUCUACAGAGUCAAGGGCACAGAACAUCUCUUUUUUGUUUUAGAAGCAGGCAUCAUUUGGGGGCUAUGACAAUGUUUUUUUCUGCCAUUUAGGAGUUUUACAGAAAGCAAAAGCUUCCAUAAUUAGUAAGGCUGAUGGUCAAAUAUGAUUGGGUUUCCCACCAAAGCUCAGAUCCUGCAAAGCACUUAAACACAUAGAAAACUUGAAAUAUGGGGAUACUCAGGUGCUUGACAUCAUACCAUAAUCACACUAUUAAUUGAUUUAGGCCAAGCUGUCCUUUCUAGUAUUUCUUACAUUUCACCCAAGACAUAUGGUUUUGGACAACUCUGGAGACAGGAAAUUCAAAGUGAAUAUUUUGAUUGCUGUUCAUAUCCAGUAGGGUAAUUUCUGUUUCCCAACUCCUCUAGACAGCCUUUUAAAUAACAUUUUCAAAGAAGCAAAUGUUUCAAACAGCCCCAAAGAGAUUUUACAUUGCUUGUGAAAGCAGGAAGUGAAAUAGGGAAAUCUUUGCUUAUCAGACCACUUGGUUUAAGUUAUUCAGUUUUGUCAUAUUAAGCAGCACUUUUGGACUACAUCCACAUUGGAAGUAUAACAAAAGUAUACUACAGCUUCUAGUUUACAAGGUUUUUAGCUGCAUAUUCUUUUUUAAGACCCUGUGCAUCAGUUACUUUCUAGACUUCGUAUAUGCUUUUAAAACAGGUAACUAACUAUAUCAGUAUAAGCAGAAAUUGGGUAAUUUCAUCAUACAAUGUCAAAUAUAUGCAUUUAAAGAGAUAGGAAACUACAUGCAGUAACUUCUAGAUAGGCUGGCUUUUUUUUCUUCUAGAAUAUCUUUAUGAAAAUAUUUUUAUAUUUUAUUUUGAUCUUGACAAGAACUUUCAUUUGACCCCUAAGACACCUUGCUUUUAAGAAGUUACUUUCUGUAGAGGGCUUUGAUGUCAGGCAGGGUAUUUAUCUUGACCAGCCCUGCAGGAGCAAAGUACAACAACCAAACAUCCACAAGCACACUGACAAGCUUUUCUGAGAGGCAUGUCAAAAAGCAGCCCCGAUCCUUUGCAGUGUUCUCUUCGAUAGCACGGAUCUUUCCGAGCAACAAGCAACUUCCAAAGGGAAGAGCUGGAACUUAAGAGACUGGUGGCCCAGUGGAUCAGCAGCUUAGCAAGAGUUUCUAUCACUUGACUGAGAAGGGACCACACUUUAGUGAAUCAGAACAAGCCAGAUUUCAGUUACCGUAGUGAACUGUGAUCCAAAUUCAAGGACAUAAUAGAACACACAGUAUUUGGUAGCACUGCUGGUACAUUCAAUUAAGGAGUCUGCAAAUAGAUUGUAAUAAUAUUUUGUAUUAUACGAUCCAUUAAAGUUGGUUAAAUUUUGUG